Bombina bombina (fire-bellied toad) is the source of this 17926-nucleotide messenger RNA. Its product is annotated as 3-galactosyl-N-acetylglucosaminide 4-alpha-L-fucosyltransferase FUT3-like. Gene Ontology annotation, molecular function: alpha-(1->3)-fucosyltransferase activity. Bases 378 to 1445 code for a protein of 355 amino acids. The record is from RefSeq and is a predicted model, not a curated record. NCBI's taxonomy places the organism in Eukaryota, Metazoa, Chordata, Amphibia, Anura, Bombinatoridae. Gene Ontology annotation, cellular component: membrane. The transcript has 5 exons.
UGUGAGAAGACUUUGAAAGAAAGCCAUUUCUGAGGAGAUUAAGAAAGGAAUCUUUUGUUGAAAAGCCGGGACGUAAAGCUUAAGAGCCUACCCAUUUCUGGAGCACUAUAUGGCAUCAGUUUUUCAAGAAUAUUAUUCAUUUGCAAAAGCAAUAGAUGACAGCACUAGCCCUGCCAUGUAUUCCUCCAGAUGCCUACCUAGGUCAGAAAUUACAUUCUAAAAAAAAAAGUAAAAGCAGAACUGCACAUCUUGACCGUCCUGCUGCAGGAGUUUAUCUACUGGGUGGUGAGGAAGUGAGGGAGCCUGUGAAUUAAUAACCACAAAAGAAGACAUCUAAGCUUUCAGAUUAUAUGACAGUUCCAUAAACUGUGAAAGCCAUGAAUUUGAUUUUUUUCAAAAAUAUCUUAAUCUUUACAAUCCUGCAACUGAUAUUUUCAUUUAUUUUGUUCUCUCUAUUUUAUUAUACUGACAAACACAAAAAAGAAACAUAUAAAGUAGACAAUGAAACAACAAUAACUUCUUCAAAACUUGAGUCAUCUUUGAUACAAGUUAAGCCUCUUAUUAUUCUCCUUUGGACAUUGCCCUAUCGGUUGCAGAUCGCACUCAACCAGUGCCCUUAUCCCUUUGACACAUCUGGUUGUUUCUACACAGUUGACCGCACUUUAUACACAGAAGCUGAUGCUGUUAUUCUGUAUCACAGAGAUGUAUGUAGCUCUAGAGAACAAUUGCCCAAAAUGAAAAGACCCUCAAAACAAUAUUGGAUUUGGUUCAAUUUAGAGUCUCCAUCUCGCAGUUCCAAUCUCUCAUUAAUGGAUAACCUCAUCAAUCUCACCAUGACUUACCAGGCAGACUCUGAUAUCUUCACUCCUUAUGGAUGGCUGGAGAAGCAUGACUCACAUGAAAAUUUUACAAUUCCUUUAAAGAAAAAACUUGUAGCUUGGGUUGUUAGUAACUGGAAUCCAAACUACCGGAGGACCAAAUACUAUUUGGAGCUUAAAAAAUACAUUGAAAUAGAUAUUUAUGGUCAUGGCAAGAUGUUGCUUCCUAGGAAUAAACAAAGAAUGAUUCUUUCUACGUACAAGUUCUAUCUGGCUUUUGAGAACAGUAUCCAUAAAGACUAUAUUACUGAAAAACUAUGGUAUAAUGUAUUCAAUUCAGGAACUGUGCCAGUGGUAAUGGGACCUCCUCGUGCUAACUAUGAGCGUUUUCUACCCCCAGAUUCAUUUAUACAUGUAGAUGAUUUUCACAGCCCUAAGGAACUGGCUUCUUAUCUUCUGGAGUUAGAUAAGGAUGAUAAAAGAUACCAACAAUAUUUCAACUGGAGGUCUAAAUUCAAGCCAGUAGGAAAUACUAGUUUUGCAACCCACUACUGUAAAGUAUGUAAAGCAUUGAAAGAGGCCCCUGUGUAUAGAACUAUUCCAAGUAUUGACAAGUGGUUCAAGUAAUGUAAUCACCAAUGUGUUGUUUUUUUUAUUGCUACACUGGUCCACACAUUAAUAAUCAUCAACUUUGGUAAAGUACAAACUUGAUAUUUUAACUAAACACAACAUUUUAAAACUCUACAUGCUAUAGGAUUAAAUAAGGAUUAUGACCUACAUUUGUUUUUAUAAUUUUCAAACAUACAUAUAUAUGUAUUUUUAAUUAUCCGUGAAAUUUGUUUUUAAUAGAUACAUUUAUUUGUUCCCAUAAUCUGACUAUCAUUCUCAUCAGUAGCCUAAUUUAAAUAACAAAAAAGUGAAAGGAAAAAAAAUGAUAUUACAUCUCUACUAGAUGGCGAUAGUUAAAGGGACAUAAAACCCAAUUUCUUUUCUUUCAUGAUUUAGAUAGAACAUCAAAUGUUAAACAACUUUCUAAUUUACUUCUAUUAUCAUAUUUUCUUUGUUUUCUUGUUAUCCUUAUUUGAAAAGCAGAAGUGUAAGAUCAAGAGUGUGCACGUGUCUGCAGAACUAUAUAGCAGCUAUAUAGGCCCCUGUGUAUAGAACUAUUCCAAGUAUUGACAAGUGGUUCAAGUAAUGUAUUCACCAAUGUUUUUUUUUUUUAUUUUAUUAUUGCUACACUGGUCCGCACAUUAAUAAUCAUCAACUUUGGUAAAGUACAAACUUGAUAUUUUAACUAAACAUAUUUACUAAAGUGUGAACUGACUUUAAAGUUGCACAAUUCCAGUGACUGAAAAAACAUAUGUUGAAAAUGAUGCCAUCUAUUAGAAACAUAUUUUAGUGCAGUAUUUUAAAAACACACAAUCAGAAAAACAAAUAGCUUAUGGCUAAUGUCUUCAUUGGAUAUUAAUAUCCGAUAAACAAAUGUUGUUCCUAAAAAAUAAAAGCACAUAAAAAAAUAAAAGCACUUUUACUUAAACAACACACUUACUUAAAAUACAUAAUAUAUAUAUAUAUAUUUAAAUUACUGGUAGAAAAGAUAAGAAGAGUUUAAGUAGUAGGCAGAAUGAGGGAAAAGAGGAGAAAAAGACAGUCUUAUCCAGCACUAAACUAUUAUACAACAAUUAAUAUUACACUUAAAGGGUUAAAUCUGAAACUGGCACUGGUAAUUUUCUUGAAUAAUUAGGUAAAAUACAAAGUGAAGGGGGGCGGAGCCUGGCGACGCAGGAAGAUGGCUGCUUGAACCUCGGCUCUUAAAGGGACAGUCUAGGCCAAAAUAAACUUUCAUGAUUCAGAUAGAGCAUGUAAUUUUAAACAAUUUUCCAAUUUACUUUUAGCUCCAAUUUUGCUUUGUUCUCUUGGUAUUCUUAGUUGAAAGCUUAACCUAGGAGGUUCAUAUGCUAAUUUCAUAGACCUUGAAGCCCACCUCUUUCAGAUUGCAUUUUAACAGUUUUUCACCACUAGAGGGUGUUAGUUCACAUAUUUCAUAUAGAUAACACUGUGCUCGUGCACGUGAAGUAAUCUGGGAGCAGGCACUGAUUGGCUAGACUGCAAGUCUGUCAAAAGAACUGAAAAAAGGGGCAGUUUGCAGAGGCUUAGAUACAAGAUAAUCACAGAGGUUAAAAGUAUAUUAUUAUAACUGUGUUGGUUAUGCAAAACUGGGAAAUGGAUAAUAAAGGGAUUAUCUAUCUUUUAAAACAAUAAAAAUUCUGGUGUAGACUGUCCCUUUAAGCCCCACACCGGAAAUGAAUUUAAUAAUCUGGUAAUAGGCAGCAUAUUUAAAGAUUAAAUAGGGCAGAAAACAUGUUUGAACAGCUAGCAGCAGCUUAUCUCACACUGCAAAACGCAGCAAUUCCCAUAUGAAGUUCCGGAGCAUUUGCGGCCUAACCAGAGCUGAAGCCUCACCCCAGAUACAUCACAUCCAGAUCGGAUACCGGAGGCUUAGAGAGGAGCGCUAGAUCAGAGGAGGCACACCAUAAAGCACUGAGCCGUACACCACACGCGGCAAUCAGGUGUCGCGGUGAUCGGGUGAGACCUAGGCGCUUACUGAGAGAGCAGGGAGCGGGCGGCCCUCAGACUGAGUUACGGCAUAAACGCACAAACGGCAAAUACCCAUUGUUGGCUCAGCUCACACGAGAAAAGAAAAAUAUGAGCAUCGGCAGGAGAGACCACAUAAUGCCCCCAAAUACCUGACAAGUGAAGGUACGACAGCAACUGGGGUCAAACGCACAUGGGAUAAGUGCACAAACACAUAGCAGAGAGUGCUGAUUAGUAAAUAACCAUAUAGUUUGGGAGGCCAUAGCUCAAUAUAUAUUAACUACGAACAGCCGCUUGCAUAAACAUAAAGAACUUUACUCACUUCAACGGCAGCACUGUAAAAACAUUUUACUUAGCACCCCAGCAAUGAGCAGGAGAAUACAAUGACGCCAAUAAACAAACAGCUACACAAGCAAGGGGUGGGCUAUACUUGGGGGAAAAGACAAAUAUUUGGUUAAAUACAGCACAGAAGUGCCUUGGUUCUGGGGGAUUUUAAAUAGUGCACGCCAUUAGCCCAAAGCUGCAUGAUGUCGGCCAGAAAACGCAACAAAAUAGAUAAAGGCCCAAAGAGCACGGGCCUAGACAGCUUUCUCAGGCCAUCUACUUCACGGACAGAGACAACAAGUACAGACAUAACAACAGCUAUACCAUCAACAAUAAAUGAAGAUUUCACGUCUGACUCCCUACACACAGAGCCUCUGACUCGAGAAGAUCUCAAUGUUAUCUCCUCAAAGGCAGACAUAAACGCCGUCUUAACAGAAAUGAGAUCUCUGUUUGGCGAUUUAAAGAAAGAUCUCCAACAGGUCAGCCAACAGGUCCAAACUUUGGAGAACAAACAUGAAGCCUUACAGCUGCAGGUCACUUCUAACUCCCAACAAAUGCAAGACCAAGAAGAGAACAUACAAUUCCUGCUGUCCAAAGUCGAAGACUUAGACAACAGAGGAAGAAGGAAUAACAUGCGAAUCAGGGGUGCCCCUGAGACAGUAGGGAACACUGCCCUAGAGGGUUACCUGCAGGCGUUAUUCAGAACGAUAAAGGGCACGCAAAGCUCAGCAGAUGUACCACUAGAAAGGGCACACAGGGCCCUGCGACCAAAGCCUCCCCCCAAGGCACCCCCAAGAGACAUUAUAGUUAAAUUUUUAAACUACAAAGACAAAGACGCCAUCUCCCAAAAACGAGAGCCCUCAAAGAGGUGAUGCAUGCAGGCAUGCCCAUACAAAUCUUCUCAGACCUGAGUCAAAUCACUUUACAAAAACGAAGAGAACUCAGGUUCAUCACAAGUGAACUUCAAUCAAACAGAAUACAGUAUAAAUGGGGAUUCCCAGUGAGCAUAAUUGCUACGAGAAAUGGAACACAUGCCAUUUACAGGACACCAUCUGAUCUACCGAAUUUCUGCAAAGCAUUGGACAUUAACAUACUGAUGCCAGAUGGAGGAAUAAGCGCCUCACAGGAUCAAAACAAAUAGACUGACAGAACUGUGGAAAGACUAUCAUAACUUGGAAGGUCUUCUGUACCUCGCAUUCUUUCCACAACAACCCCUUAAGAGAACUUUGCUGGGUAUGGUUUAUUGUGUUUUAUUUUAUAUAUCUGUUAUGUUUAACUGUUUGAAUUUAUAUGUUUAGUAUACAAAUAAGAAAAAUGUAUCUGUUCUUAACCGCACAUCCCUAAACCAAUAUAAUCACCAUUGAGGCGCCAUAUGGAUAUAUAUGGAUGACCACCUUUAGUCAUUAAAUUAGAAUGUGUAAUAAUUAACAUUUUGUAAAUGUCAUAUUUCAGAAGACCCCAUUAGCUCCAUAGUUACACUGCUAAGUGAUGUCAUUCCAUGUCUUGCAAAUAUGUAGCCUUUAAUAUAGACAAAUGGACUGCAUAAUUUGCUGCUACGUUUUAUACACUUUACUAUGUACAUUUUAUUUUUCUUUUCAUAUUUAACAUCCAAUGUAUAUGAAUAUAUGAUCCUAUUACCUUACAUUGAAAAAUACUAACGUUUUCGGGUGUGGGGAUACUGAUCCCAUAUUCUUUUGCUCUACUUAACCUACUAAAUACUGAUACAACCGUGAUAGGUUGCUUUUUCUUUGAUUAUCUACCCUUCUUUUCUCCUCUCCUUCUGCUCCUUUCCUCUCUCCCAUUUCCCUGAGCUAUCCAAAGCUCCCCCUCCCCUGUCAACACCUACUUCAGCUAUACUAGUGACCUCUGUUAAAGUACAUCAGACCCGCUAGGCUUGCAUACAUACCUGAGGACAGGGACUCUUGGGGAAUACUCCUGUUUUCUCACAUACCUUCUUCUGUAUUUACAGCUGAAUCUCUCCAUACAGCGCCCCUCCUCCUCUAAAACCUCUACGACAAAAUGCAUUCACACAACGUACAUGACCUGACGAUCAUGACCCUAAACACCAAAGGGCUUAACAUUCCGGAAAAAAGAUUGCAUCUAAUUAGAGAUGCCAACAGACUUCAUUGUAAUAUACUAUUCAUCCAAGAAACCCAUUUUAAGAAGGGCGGAGAGCCUACUUGGCACAACCCUAAAUUCCCAACCUCUUACUUUGCUUCAGGCUCCACUAAAAAAAAUGGGGUGGGUGUACUAAUUGACCGCACUACCCCCUUCUCCCCACUACACAUAGAAAGAGACACGGAGGGAAGGUACCUAAUAAUGGUAGGCAGGCUGCAUAACAAAAUGGUCACUCUGGUCAACACAUAUUUCCCAAAUCAACAUCAAAAUAAGUUUAUGACCUCCCUUACUAACAAAAUCCUGGAACUAAAAAAAGGUGCACUGAUUAUCAAUGGAGACUUUAACUUUCCACUGGAUCCACAGCUAGACACAUCUAGAGCAACAGCAUCCAUCUAAAAAAAAAUAUAAAACAGUGUAAUGCCAGAUUAGAGGAACUAGCGGUCCAUGACACAUGGAGAAUACUACACCCAAUACAACGAGAUUACACUUUCUUCUCACAUCCACAUGACCUUUUCACAAGAAUAGACUACAUUUUUACAGACCAAUCUACACUAGUACUGGUUACAAAAGCACAAAUUUUGCCUAUGACAUGGUCUGACCAUGCUCCGGUUCUGUGCAAGUUGAGGUGGCCCACUAUCCCUAAUUAUCCCUUCAUCUGGAAACUCGAUGACUUUUUGCUAAGUGGCCAAAUUACCAAAACCCAGAUCGAAAAUACACUUAAGGAAUAUUUCCAACAUAAUAAUACAAGGGAUUGGAUUCACCCUCACAUAUAAUAUGGGAAGCACACAAGUGUGUCCUCAGGGGAGAACUCAUCAAACAGAAGGCCCUGCUGUCAAAGCAAAAGAGGAUUAAGUACUCUGCCACAUCAUCCAAAAUACAUGACUUAGAAGUGAAACACAAAAAAACGCCCACAGACCCCUUAAUUAAAAAUGAACUCCAAAAGGCACAAAUAGAAUUACAAAACCAACACCUAAUCGACCACCAAAAACAGCACUGAGACUGCAACAAAAAUACUUUGAAUAUGGAGAUAAACCAGGCAAACUCCUAGCCAGAGCCAUCAAAAGGAAACAGCUUAAAACUCAUAUCCAUAACAUUAGAAAUAAGCACAACCACACAUGCUCAGAUAGUUCGGUAAUAGUGGAGGUAUUGCGAACAUAUUACCACACGCUUUAUAACAUACAAAACGCAGGGGACAUUCGAGGAGACAGGGACGGAAGCCACAUAAGCAUAGAAACCGACAAAUACCUAGACUCACUUACAUUCCCUUCACUAACAUGAGAGGAGACAGAUGAGUUAGAGAAACCUAUUACAGCAGAAGAGGUGGCACACACUGUAGACGCACUGCCUGCAGGCAAAAGUCCGGGCCCCGACGGCUUCAGCGCUAAAUAUUACAAGACCUUUAAGCACAUACCAUCACCACACUUAGCAUCUUUAUUUAAUACGAUAGAUGACACUCAGGGGUUCCCAUCUUCUAUGUUACUGGCUCAUAUCACCACUAUCCCGAAGCCUGGCAAACCGCCUAACUGCCCAGAAAAUUUCAGGCCGAUAUCAUUAUUGAACAUUGAUCUAAAAAUUUAUGCCAAAAUUCUCUCGAAUAGAUUAAAUAAAUUCCUGCCAAAAUUGAUAUCCCUUGACCAGGUAGGUUUUGUCCCUGGAUGAGAAGCCAGGGAUAAUACUAUCAAAGUCACCCUCCUUGCAAAUUAUGUACAGAAUAAUAACAUACCAACCGUCUUUAUAUCUAUGGACGCAGAAAAGGCCUUCGACAUUGUCAGCUGGUGAAUCUGGGCCAGAAUUUCAUAAACAACGUCUUUUCCCUGUACUCCGCUCCUUCUGCACAGGUUAAAACUAAUGGCAUCCUGUCAGACUCUUUCCCUAUCAACAACGGCACCAGACAAGGGUGCCCAUUAUCACCAUUAUUGUUCGCACUGACAAUAGAAGUACUGGCCCAAAAAAUUAGAGAUAAUGGGAAGAUAACAGGGAUUACCAUUGACAAUCAGGAACACAAGCUGUGUCUAUAUGCAGAUGACGUAUUAUUGACUAUCACAAAUCCCCUGACCUCACUACCAGAGAUUCUUCACGAAUUUGAAGAAUAUGGCAAGGUGUCAAAUUUCCACUUGAAUCAAUCCAAGUCGGAAAUUUUGAAUAUAAACCUCUCACAGGAGGAAUUAUCCCAAUUAGCCGGUAAAAGUAACUUAAGGGUCCAAACUCGCUCACUUCGGUUAACUGUUUGAAUUUAUAUGUUUAGUAUACAAAUAAGAAAAAUGUAUCUGUUCUUAACCGCACAUCCCUAAACCAAUAUACCGUAUUUUUCGCUCCAUAAGAUGCACUUUUUCCCCCCUCAAAAGUAAGGAGAAAUGUCUGUGCGUCUUAUGGAGCGAAUGCAGGCCACACAGUGUUUUGGAGUAUACGGUAAUUUUGCUGAGAGCAUUGCAGUGCACAUUGAUUCUGAAUGUAGAGAGCGCAAUGCUAGUGAACAGUAACACAGCCAGGGCAGGAGGGGCCGGGCUCCAGAGCCGCACUAACAAAGCUGCUAUGCUAUGCAGCAGUGGUGGGGGCACUUUUUCCCCUUAAAUUGGAGCAAAGCACGCAUUUCAGCCCCCCAUGAUUCAACAGUGCACUGGCCAGGGGAUGAGUGCUAUUGGUGCUUGAAGUUUAGAGCGGGUGAAUCAGGUGGCAGGAAAUCCUCACAGCGCCUGCACUUGUGUUUGGGUGGUGAGCUGAGGGUCGGGACAGCACCUAAGAGCAGCAGAGCAGUGACUGAGGUUAGUAAAGAAUGCCUGGAUACUAUUUGAUUUUCUUGGGAGUUAACAUUUUUACUUUUAGACACUUUUUUUGCAUUGUGGUUCCGAAUUCCCAAUCAUUUUCCACCAUGUUAUUCUGCUUAAAGAUCUUUUUGUGCCUUAGAACAGUGCUGACAGGGCUGUGACAAGAAAGAAAAACACAGAGGAAAAUGUUUGGGAAUCCAGAAUCACUUUAUCUCCGUUCUCCCUGCUAUCAGCCAUGCUGUAAAUUACACCAGACACAGAAAAGCUGCUGCCGUUAGCGUGAGUUGACAGGUGGGGGAGGGGUGGGACAAAUGUCAGUUUACUACCGGAGAGCAGAGGAGAGCCCUGUAAGUAUCAGCUUCUAUAGUGUCUGUCAGCUAGAGAUAGAUAAAGGAAGGCUGCCUGUUACUGCUGCUUCUUGGGACAGUUGGAAUAUGAUAUUAAAAGAGCAGUGCGAUUUAAAGGAGUACCACAGGCACAGUAUUUUUCUUUUAAUUUUCCCAAGUUGGAUUCCCUAAUCUUCUGUAAUCAGAUUUGUAAAAGCAUAAUUUUAAUGUAUAUGUGUGUGUGUAUUCAGUGGUGUUUCUCUCCUACACUUUCAUUGUUCUCUCUCCCCUCUUUCAGUGGUCUCUCCCCUCUUUCAGUGGUCUCUCUCUUCCUCUCUCCCUCCUCUGUCUAUGUCCUCCCCCUUUCUCUCUGUCCUCCCCCUGUCACUCUUUUUACUCCACCGCUGUUGCUCUCUCCCCCCUCUGUCUCUCUCUCUCCCCCCUCUGUCUCUCUCUCCCCCCCUCUGUCUCUCUCUCCCCCCCUCUGUCUCUCUCUCCCCCCCUCUGUCUCUCUCCCCCCCCUCUGUCUCUCUCUCCCCCCUCUGUCUCUCUCUCCCCCCCUCUGUCUCUCUCUCUCCCCCCUCUGUCUCUCUCUCUCAGCCCUCUGUCUCUCUCUCUCCCCCCUCUGUCUCUCUCUCUCCCCUCUGUCUCUCUCUCUCUCUCCCCUCUGUGUCUUUCUCUCCCCUCUGUGUCUCUCCCUCCCCUCUGUUUCUCUCUCUCCCCUCUGUUUCUCUCUCUCCCCUCUGUGUGUGUGUCUCUCUCUCUCCCCUGUGUCUCUCUCUCUCCCCUCUGUGUGUCUCUCGCUCCCCUCUGUGUGUCUCUCUCUCCCCUCUGUGUCUUUCUCUCCCCUCUGUGUCUUUCUCUCUCUCCCCUCUGUCUCUCUUCCUACAUCUCUCUCUCUCCAUUCUCUCUCUCCCCCUCUUCUGCCUCUCUCUUCUGUCUCUCUCUCUUCUGUUUCUCUCUCUUCUGUCUCUCUCUUCUGUCUCUCUCUUCUGUCUCUCUCUUCUCUCUCUCUCUCUCUCUCUCUCUCUUCUGUCUCUCUCUCCUGUCUCUCUCUCUCUUCUGUCUCUCUCUCUUCUGUGUCUCUCUCUUCUGUGUCUCUCUCUUCUGUCUCUCUCUCUCUCUUCUGUCUCUCUCUCUCUCUCUUCUGUCUCUCUCUCUCUCUCUCUUCUGUCUCUCUCUCUCUCUCGUCUGUCUCUCUCUGUCUCUUCUGUCUCUCUCUCUCUCUCUCUCUUCUGUCUCUCUCUCUCUUCUGUCUCUCUCUCUCUUCUGUCUCUCUCCAUCUUCUGUCUCUCUCUCUCUCUCUCUCUAUUUUUUUUCUUGUUUUCCUCCUCUAAAAACUAGGUGCGUCUUAUGGUCAGGUGCGUCUUAUGGAGCGAAAAAUACGGUAAUCACCAUUGAGGCGCCAUAUGGAUAUAUAUGGAUGACCACCUUUAGUCAUUAAAUUAGAAUGUGUAAUAAUUAACAUUUUGUAAAUGUCAUAUUUCAGAAGACCCCAUUAGCUCCAUAGUUACACUGCUAAGUGAUGUCAUUCCAUGUCUUGCAAAUAUGUAGCCUUUAAUAUAGACAAAUGGACUGCAUAAUUUGCUGCUAAGUUUUAUACACUUUACUAUGUACAUUUUAUUUUUCUUUUCAUAUUUAACAUCAAAUGUAUAUGAAUAUAUGAUCCUAUUACCUUACAUUGAAAAAUACUAACGUUUUCGGGUGUGGGGAUACUGAUCCCAUAUUCUUUUGCUCUACUUAACCUACUAAAUACUGAUACAACCGUGAUAGGUUGCUUUUUCUUUGAUUAUCUACCCUUCUUUUCUCCUCUCCUUCUGCUCCUUUCCUCUCUCCCAUUUCCCUGAGCUAUCCAAAGCUCCCCCUCCCCUGCCAACACCUACUUCAGCUAUACUAGUGACCUCUGUUAAAGUACAUCAGACCCGCUAGGCUUGCAUACAUACCUGAGGACAGGGACUCUUGGGGAAUACUCCUGUUUUCUCACAUACCUUCUUCUGUAUUUACAGCUGAAUCUCUCCAUACAGCGCCCCUCCUCCUCUAACCCCCCCACCUCUACGACAAAAUGCCUUCACACAACGUACAUGACCUGACGAUCAUGACCCUAAACACCAAAGGGCUUAACAUUCCGGAAAAAGAUUGCAUCUAAUUAGAGAUGCCAACAGACUUCAUUGUAAUAUACUAUUCGUCCAAGAAACCCAUUUUAAGAAGGGCGGAGAGCCUACUUGGCACAACCCUAAAUUCCCAACCUCUUACUUUGCUUCAGGCUCCACUAAAAAAAAUGGGGUGGGUAUACUAAUUGACCACACUACCCCCUUCUCCCCACUACACAUAGAUAGAGACACGGAGGGAAGGUACCUAAUAAUGGUAGGCAGGCUGCAUAACAAAAUGGUCACUCUGGUCAACACAUAUUUCCCAAAUCAACAUCAAAAUAAGUUUAUGACCUCCCUUACUAACAAAAUCUUGGAACUAAAAAAAGGUGCACUGAUUAUCAGUGGAGACUUUAACUUUCCACUGGAUCCACAGCUAGACACAUCUAGAGCAACAGCAUCCAUCUAAAAAAAUAAAAAACAGUGUAAUGCCAGAUUAGAGGAACUAGCGGUCCAUGACACAUGGAGAAUACUACACCCAAUACAACGAGAUUACACUUUCUUCUCACAUCCACAAGACCUUUUCACAAGAAUAGACUACAUUUUUACAGACCAAUCUACACUAGUACUGGUUACAAAAGCACAAAUUUUGCCUAUGACAUGGUCUGACCAUGCUCCGGUUCUGUGCAAGUUGAGGUGGCCCACUAUCCCUAAUUAUCCCUUCAUCUGGAAACUCUAUGACUUUUUGCUAAGUGGCCAAAUUACCAAAACCCAGAUCGAAAAUACACUUAAGGAAUAUUUCCAACAUAAUAAUACAAGGAAUUCACCCUCACAUAUAAUAUGGGAAGCACACAAGUGUGUCCUCAGGGGAGAACUCAUCAAACAGAAGGCCCUGCUGUCAAAGCAAAAGAGGAUUAAGUACUCUGCCACAUCAUCCAAAAUACAUGACUUAGAAGUGAAACACAAAAAAACGCCCACAGACCCCUUAAUUAAAAACGAACUCCAAAAGGCACGAAUAGAAUUACAAAACCAACACCUAAUCGACCACCAAAAAACAGCACUGAGACUGCAACAAAAAUACUUUGAAUAUGGAGAUAAACCAGGCAAACUCCUAGCCAGAGCCAUCAAAAGGAAACAGCUUAAAACUCAUAUCCAUAACAUUAGAAAUAAGCACAACCACACAUGCUCAGAUAGUUCGGCAAUAGCGGAGGUGUUGCGAACAUAUUACCACAUGCUUUAUAACAUACAAAACGCAGGGGACAUUCGAGGAGACAGGGACGGAAGCCACAUAAGCAUAGAAACCGACAAAUACCUAGACUCACUUACAUUCCCUUCACUAACACAAGAGGAGACAGAUGAGUUAGAGAAACCUAUUACAGCAGAAGAGGUGGCACACACUGUGGACGCACUGCCUGCAGGCAAAAGUCCGGGCCCCGACGGCUUCAGCGCUAAAUAUUACAAGACCUUUAAGCACAUACCAUCACCUCACUUAGCAUCUUUAUUUAAUACGAUAGAUGACACUCAGGGGUUCCCAUCUUCUAUGUUACUGGCUCAUAUCACCACUAUCCCAAAGCUUGGCAAACCGCCUAACCACCCAGAAAAUGUCAGGCCGAUAUCAUUAUUGAACAUUGAUCUAAAAAUGUAUGCCAAAAUUUUCUCGAAUAGAUUAAAUAAAUUCUUGCCAAAAUUGAUAUCCCUUGACCAGGUAGGUUUUGUCCCUGGACGAGAAGCCAGGGAUAAUACUAUCAAAGUCACCCUCCUUGCAAAUUAUGUACAGAAUAAUAACAUACCAACCGUCUUUAUAUCUACGGACGCAGAAAAGGCCUUCGACAUUGUCAGCUGGUGAAUCUGGGCCAGAAUUUCAUAAACAAGGUCUUUUCCCUGUACUCCACUCCUUCUGCACAGGUUAAAACUAAUGGCAUCCUGUCAGACUCUUUCCCUAUCAACAACGGCACCAGACAAGGGUGCCCAUUAUCACCAAUUAUUGUUCGCACUGACAAUAGAAGUACUGGCCCAAAAAAUUAGAGAUAAUGGGAAGAUAACAGGGAUUACCAUUGACAAUCAGGAACACAAGCUGUGUCUAUACGCAGAUGACGUAUUAUUGACUAUCACAAAUCCCCUGACCUCACUACCAGAGAUUCUUCGCGAAUUUGAAGAAUAUGGCAAGGUGUCAAAUUUCCACUUGAAUCAAUCCAAGUCGGAAAUUUUGAAUAUAAACCUCUCACAGGAGGAAUUAUCCCAACUAGCCGGUAAAAGUAACUUAAGGGUCCAAACUCGCUCACUUCGGUACUUAGGGGUGAAUCUCACACCAACUGCAGAAACCCUCUUUGAGGCUAACUAUUAAAUCUCUGUUCUCCACAAUAUCAUGUGACCUCUCAUCAUGGAAAAAUAAAAAAAUUUCAUGGUUGGGAAGAAUAGGUAUCAUUAAAAUUAAUAUCCUCCCUAGAAUUUUAUACUACCUACAAACCAUUCCGAUCCCUUUCCCGACACAUUUUCUACAGAAAUUACAGCGUAUAACAGAGGAAAACAUAUGGGGCGGCAUGAAACUUAGAGUGGCGAGGGGCACACUUUAUCUUGCAAAGGAUGGAGGUGGUCUUGGAGUUCCCAAACUAUACACAUAUAAGAAAACUAUAAAUCGUCAGCACCGGAUAGAGUGGAGCAAUAAUUCAAAAGGGAAGACAUGGGUACAGAUAGGACGCACAAUUUUGAGGGUACAAAAUAUAGGAUCUCUGGGAUCGGUCUCUCCUAGAAAUUGGCCUAAGCUCAUUGAAAUGUACCCCUUCUUCAAAGAGUUCUUUGCACAGUGGGACAAGACAUUAAUAGAACACCCUCAUGUUUCAUCGAACCCUUCUCCUCUGACCCCUUUUGUACAUAACCCAGAUAUACUUUUCACAAGUGUGCAUCAAGUGCAACUAGACGAAACACAGCUGACACAAACAGCGUUUUACAGACUAUUCCUAAAACAACAAACUUAAAAAAAAAAAUAACAUAGAACGCAAUGGACUAAAAAUCCCCUGGUUCUUUCAUACACAACUGCAACACUACCUACAAACACACAAAAAGCAGGGACAACUCACUAGGCAACCCACAUUGUUGGAAACAUUUUGCCUCUCACCAAGCACACCGGGCCAUCUCAUCUCCAUACUUUACCGCCUGUUAACAUCACAUAAGGAGGCCCCAUUACCAAACUUUACCAGACAAUGGAAUAGAUAAAUGGGGGCUCCCCUCACAACGGCAGAAUGGGGGAAAAUAUUCCAUAUCCAUACUAAGGCCUCAGUCUCAGCCAGACUCCUUGAGUCUAAUUAUAAAUUCCUCUCCCGCUGGUAUCUCACUCCAGAUAAAAUCAAGAAAGUAUAUAAACACACGGACGGGAAAUGCUGGAGGGGAUGUGGGGAACAGGGAACACUUUCACAUAUUUGGUGGAACUGCAGCCUACUCGAUAAAUACUGGCAGGACGUUCUAGAUAUUGUAGACUCUAAACUAAAGAUAACAAUAGACAAAAGACCAAGCCUUUUACUUUUCCAUAACCUCCCCAAACUUUUGGACAAACCAAAAAAACAUCUUUUGUAUAUAAUGCUCAAUAGUGCAAAAUCACUGAUAGCCAGGCAUUGGAAAUCAAUAAAGGUCCCAAAGCCCAAUGACUUUUAAACCCAAGUUGACAGACACCUGCAACUAGAAAGGUAUAGAUAUCUUAGAGAUGAUAAAGCUGAGAUACAUGAAUACAUGAAGGAAAUAUGGGGCUCUCAGCUCUCUUAGACGACUAAAUACCUCAGCAUGAUUGCGGGUCCAAGGAACAACAGAAAUAUAGCCUAGAUAGUAGGAUUACCCCAUCCCCCAACCUCCCCUUUCUCCAACUUGCCCUCUUCCCUUCAACCACCCCCCCUUCUUUCUCUUCUUUUUCUUCUUUCUUUUCCUCUCCAUUUUUGGUGUCACUCACCAUUUUGGGCCAAAACCUGGCACAAGUCGGGACAGGAUUAAACCAUUUGGUGUGCGUUAUAACACCUUACUAAUCUUUGUUUUUGCAAUUGGGUUUGUUAAGAUCAAUGCAUGUAUGUGAGAGCCCUUGGGAGAAUAACUAUGUGGAGACCAGGUUUAUUAUUAUAAGCACAGAGACAAUAAGUUCCACAUAAGAACCUUGAGAGUACGCUGGAAUUACCCUCUGCUACAUUUAGAGACAUUUAAGCUAUACAGACAUGGAACACCAGGAAGGUCAUUAAGUAAGCUCGAUGAAGAAUACUCUCUUACCACUCAUAUUGGUUAUUGUAUGCAGAGCCCCCAGGGACUCACUUGUUGGUUUCUGUUAUUUGUAUUUUAUGUUGUAUUGUUCUUUCAGGCAACAAAUAAAGCUUUUGAAAACUUAAAAAAAAAAAAAAUACAAAGUGAAGACUAUGACAUUCUAUUUACCCUUGAUGUAGUUAGUCUAGACACAGCAAUCCCCCAUGAAGCAGGCAUAUCCUCAGUAAUAUGCCUCGAUUUAUCAAAGUCUGAUGAAACUGAUCCGACAGUGUGGAUCAGGUCUGCCAGACCUCGCUGAAUACAGAGAGCAAUACGCUCUCCGCCUUUAACAUUGCACCAGCAGCUCACAAGAGCUGUUGGUGCAACGCUGCCCCCUGCAGACUCGCGGCCAAUGGACCGCCAGCAGGGUGUGUCAAUCAACCCAAUUGUACUCGAUCGGGUUGAAUUCCGUUGAUGUCUGUCCGCCUGCUCAGAGCAGGUGGACAGGGUUAUGGAGCAGCAGUCUUUAGACCGCUGCUUCAUAACUGGUGUUUCUGGCGAGUCUGAAGACUCGCCAGAAACACGGGCCGUCAAUCUCCUUUCAGAGUUUGAUAGAUAGGCCCCAUAAAAUUGAUAAAACAAGAGACACAUUUCUCUAUGCCCAAAUGACAAUUUAUUGAGGACCUUUUAAAUAUAGUACUGUAUCUGAACUACUUUCUUUCCAUUACACUUUUUACCUCCAAAAAAGUAACGACCAUGGGCUCUAUUGUGGCCCCUUCAUAGGCCAAUAUUUUCGUCAGCCAAUUUGAAAAAAGAUAUGUAUAUACUAACAUGACCCUCCAAUCAAGUUGCAAGCUUUGGCUUCGUUUUAUAGAUGACGUAUUUGGUGUGUGGUUGGGGGGCACAUUAACCACAUUGCAGGAAUUUGUGGAUGAAUUAAAUAGAAGUACAGACAGUCUGAGAUUCACUUUGAAUCACUCAGAACCAAGCAUACGUUAUUUGGAUACAGUAGUAUACAAAAAAGACUGCAUACUAACUACUGACCUAUAUAAUAAACCCACUGAUCGUAAUACACUUUUACAUUAUGACAGUUACCACCCUAAACAAGUUUUUAACUCCCCAAGUGUUCGUUAGAACAUUGAGAAAAGUGAAGGAUAAAAACCUUCAACCAAUAAGACUAGAACAGAUGGCCGCCAAGUUUAAACAAAGGGGAUAUCCCAAAUCUUUAAUAACAAACUGCAAACAAGAUGUGCUAACUGAGGGGGGAGAAUGCAAUACAGUAACAAGGUGUAAUAUAUCAUAUUAUAUUAUGUUUAGUGAAAGAAUAUCUGGCAUCAUCAAGAAACACUGGUAUUUGCUAAGAAAAUAUAAUUCUAACAUGAAUGAAUUCUAUUAUCCCCUAUUCACUCAUAUAAGAGAGUGAAAAACCUUAGGGACAUGCUGAUAAAGGCAGAUAUGGGAACAAUGAGGGAAGAAAAAAUAAAUUAUUUAUCUACCCCCAAUAAGGGAUCAUAUCCUUGCCUCCACUAUGCACAAUGUGAUUCAAUGAUAAAGGGUAAAUAUGUAGCACAAGUGAAUGAUAGAAAAAGAAGAGAGAUAAAUGGUUUUUACACAGGUGACACUGAUCAUAUGGUGUACUUACUGAAAUGCCCAUGUGGGCGGGGCUAUGUGGGCAAGACCAUACACCCCAUUAAAGAUAGAAUCAGUGCCCACAAAUCUUUUAUUAGGUGCGGGGAUAGGACCCUCCCAGUCUCUGCCCAUUUUAUUGAGGCAGGGCCCACAGUCAGCCAGCUUAGGUUCCAGAUUAUAGAUCACAUCCCAAAACUAAUAAGGGGUGGGGAUAGUGAAUUGUUACUGAAAAGGAGAGAAGUUUGGUGGACACACAAUUUUAAAACUCUACAUGCUAUAGGAUUAAAUAAGGAUUAUGACCUACAUUUGUUUUUAUAAUUUUCAAACAUACAUAUAUAUAUGUAUUUUUAAUUGUCCGUGAAUUUUUUUUUUAAUAGAUACAUUUAUUGUUCCCAUAAUCUGACUAUCAAUCUAUCAGUAGCCUAAUUUAAAUAACAAAAAAGUGAAAGGAAAAAAGUAUGUUUAAAAUUAAAAAUUGUAUUACAUCUCCACUAGAUGGCAAUAGUUAAAGGGACAUAAAACCCAAUUUUUUUUCUUUCAUGAUUUAGAUAGAACAUCAAAUUUUAAACAACUUUCGGAUUUACUUCUGUUAUCAUAUUUUCUUUAUUUUCUUGUUAUCCUUAUUUGAAAAGCAGAAAUGUAAGCUUAAGAGUGUGCACGUAUCUGCAUCACUAUAUAGCAUCAGUUUUGCAAUAACAUUAGCUGGAACACUAGAUGGCAGCACUAUUUCCUGUCAUGUAGGUCUUCAGGCAUGUGCACGCUACCUACCUAGGUAUCAAUUCAACAAAGAAUAACAUGAUAAUAGAAGUAAAUUGGAAACGUUUUAAAAAUUAUAUUCUCUAUCUGAAUCAUGAAAUAAUUUGUUUGGAUUUAAUGUCCCUUUAAUGUGAAAAGUAUAUGUUACAAGGAGUGAACAGGUUAAAUAAUAAAUUACCAAACAGGGGCUAUAUAUGUUAGUGUUCUAUAGCAUGACUAAGGGUCAGAUAGACCCGAAACAUUGCUGCUUUCUGUCUGCAUGUCACUUUGAAUAAAGACUACACUUUGAUGAA